AAGGUGUGUCUAAGACGCCCGAGUGCUUAGGAGACAGACAUAUCUCCGAGGAGAAGAUUGGCCGUAGUAAGAAGACUGAACACUAUAAACUUGUUAUCUUGCUAUGAAUUGUUAUCUUGCUAUGAAUUUUUAGAGAUUUGAUAUCUCACACUCCCAACAAUAGAACACAUGUCAGGACGGAGCGACAUAUGUGGAUAAAUGACAGAGUCACAUUAAAAUAUGCACGAGAAACAUCCGGGCAAACGAACAAACAGCAAACUGACAAACAAAAACUACAAACAGAGAAAACAAGAAAAUGAGAUUAAAAAAGAGAAGGUGAGUGAUGACGUCAUCAACACCUGUAUUCACAGUGGCGUUAUUAACACCUGUAAAAGCAGCAGCUGUCAACACGUGUGUUAACUGUUAAAGUGUGCGACUAACAGCUGAUGCAGCUCAGAAACGUCACGUUCUAGUGAACAAUUUAAGAAUUUAUAUUGUAGAGAAGAACAGUGAAGAUCAUAUAUCAUAGCAACUAACAGUGAAGAAGUUAUAUCACAGUUAAGUAUUUAUAUAGCAAAGAACAGUAAAGAAUUUACAUAAUUGCGAAGAACAUUCAAUAAUUUAUAUCACAGCGAAGAAUAGUGAAGAAUUUAUAGUAUAGAGAAAUCUUGACAAAUGGUGCCUUCAUCUUCCCUCUGAAGGAACACGAGGAACGACUUAAUCUCUUUGGGAGACAACUGCGUUAGUCGCCAUACUUCUCUUCUCUCCCGUGAACCUCUGUUUUUACACUAGGUAAAGAGCCAGUGCUUAUCCACUGACUUGAGAGGACUAUUGCUGCUCCUCGAGUGCCGAGGUCUGGUCCAUCUUGAAGGAAUGCUCCUGCUCCUCGAGUGCUGAGGUCUGGUCCAUCUUGAAGGACUGCUCCUGCUCCUCGAGUGCCGAGGUCUGGUCCAUCUUGAAGGACUGCUCCUGCUCCUCGAGUGCCGAGAUCAGGUCCAUCUUGAAGGACUGCUCCUGCUCCUCGAGUGCUGAGGUCUGGUCCAUCUUGAAGGACUGCUCCUGCUCCUCGAGUGCCGAGGUCUGGUCCAUCUUGAAGGACUGCUCCUGCUCCUCGAGUGCCGAGGUCUGGUCCACCUUGAGUCAUGGAGCUCGUAGCUCGUCUCUCAGAGACCCUUCGAGUCGUCCUCCUCCUCAUAUGCUCACAAGGCACACCGAGCUACGGGAGACUGCCGGGAUCCCGUUACUAUGGGAGAGACGCGGGCAUAGUCUUCCCUGAGCCCUCCCCGUCACCAGCAGGGGCACGGCGCCCCAUACCCUGGUACCCAAAUGCCCCUGGACCCAUGUUCGACCCGUCUCCUCCUCAGAACGUGACGGCCCUCAAGGAUGACAUAGCUUACCUUCACUGUAUUGUCCAUAACAGAGGCAACAAGACGGUGUCGUGGAUCAGGGUGUCGGACCUGCACAUCCUGACGGUGGCGCGCUACACCUACACUGCCGACGACAGGUUCGAGGUCAUCCACUCCCCGGCCUCCAACUCCCAGUCGUGGAUCCUCAAGAUCAACUCAGUCCAGCCGCGAGACUCUGGCCGGUACGAGUGUCAGGUUAACACUCACCAGACUGACCCCAUCACCUUCCCCGUCUACCUCUCUGUCUUCGUACCGACGGCGCACAUCCUGGGCUCAGCCGAGCGGUACGUGGACAGAGGCUCCACCAUCAACCUCACCUGCAUCAUCAACUUCAACCCAGAAUCCCCCACUGAGAUCUUCUGGUACCACAAUAACAAGGUUAUCAACUACGACAACCGAGACAGUCGUGUGAGCGUCAUCACGGACCGGGGCUCGAUCACGAAGACCGUGUUGCUGAUCCAUGACGCCCAUGACGCCGCCACCGGCACCUACUCCUGCGUGCCCUCCCACUCCGCAACCGCCUCCGUCAGGAUACACAUUCUCAAUGGAGAGAAGCCUGCAGCCAUGCAGACCAAUGGUGCGAGCACCACCGUGGGUCCUUGUUGCUUCUACAGCCUCGCCCAGCUGGUGGUGGUGGCGGUGGUGCAGCUGGUGGCGGUGCCGUUCCUGUGGCCCUUGUCUCCGCCCUAACACACCCUUGUUCCAUAACCAUCGCCAUAUAAGCCAGGCAGUUUUUCUUAAUUUACCUAACAGCAAAAACAUAAGUUUGUCGACAAUUUGUGUGCAAAAAAACGUACUAAUUAUGGACUAGAAAUCCAAGCCAAAGGAAAUACACGAUACUAAAAACUUAUUCAUUUUAUGAUAUUCUCAACAAGCUGGGCAUAGGCUCCGUCUUCUUCAGCUCCGCAGUAUUCAGAUUAAUAUACCUGAUUAUCAUAACAUAUUAAUUAAAAGAAUACCUAAAUGCUUCUGUAAAUUUAUUAUAUUUGAUUUAGCAAACAAAAAAAAAUAAGGCAGAGCUUUAGCUAGCUGAUUUUUAUUACAUAAUUAUAUUUCAUUGCAGAUAUUUUUUGUCAUUUAAUAAGAGGCCCGCGGGCUGGCUGGUAGGGGUGGCAGGAGCCCCAAACUGUACAAAUAUAUGUAUAUAAUCUUUGUAUUUUAUGUGUAUUACAAAGACUUAUUUGUAACCCAUAACUCAUCAGGGAGUAAACACGACCACGCUGAACUGGUCUAUAUGCCUCUGUAGCACAGUAGUCUACAUCAUCGGUUCACAAUCGAGGGAAUCGGGUUCAAUCCCAAGACAGGAGAGAAAUGGUUGGGCAACGUUUCAUUUCACCUGAUGCUUCUGUUCAUCAAGCAGUAAAAAUAUACCCGGGAGCUAGGCAACUGUUGUAGGUUGCAUCCUGGGUAUUGUCAGUGGCUGGCCUAAGGUGUGGAGCUGGCACCUCCAUUAUUCUAAUUACAGGCUUCCUGCUUGGUACAGGAGGCGGGUGUGUGCUUGGUACAGGAGGCUGGUGUGUGCUUGGUACAGGAGGCGGGUGUGUGCUUGGUACAGGAGGCUGGUGUGUGCUUGGUACAGGAGGCGGGUGUGUGCUUGGUACAGGAGGCGGGUGUGUGCUUGGUACAGAAGGCGGGUGUGUGCUUGGUACAGGAGGCUGGUGUGUGCUUGGUACAGGAGGCGGGUGUGUGCUUGGUACAGGAGGCUGGUGUGUGCUUGGUACAGGAGGCUGGUGUGUGCUUGGUACAGGAGGCGGGUGUGUGCUUGGUACAGGAGGCGGGUGUGUGCUUGGUACAGGAGGCGGGUGUGUGCUUGGUACAGGAGGCUGGUGUGUGCUUGGUACAGGAGGCUGGUGUGUGCUUGGUACAGGAGGCGGGUGUGUGCUUGGUACAGGAGGCGGGUGUGUGCUUGGUACAGGAGGCUGGUGUGUGCUUGGUACAGGAGGCUGGUGUGUGCUUGGUACAGGAGGCUGGUGUGUGCUUGGUACAGGAGGCGGGUGUGUGCUUGGUACAGGAGGCUGGUGUGUGCUUGGUACAGGAGGCUGGUGUGUGCUUGGUACAGGAGGCUGGUGUGUGCUUGGUACAGGAGGCUGGUGUGUGCUUGGUACAGCAGGCUGGUGUGUGCUUGGUACAGGAGGCUGGUGUGUGCUUGGUACAGGAGGCGGGUGUGUGCUUGGUACAGGAAGCUGGUGUGUGCUUGGUACAGGAGGCGGGUGUGUGCUUGGUACAGGAGGCUGGUAUGUGCUUGGUACAGGAGGCUGGUGUGUGCGUGGUACAGGAGGCGGGUGUGUGCUUGGUACAGGAGGCGGGUGUGUGCUUGGUACAGGAGGCGGGUGUGUGCUUGGUACAGGAGGCGGGUGUGUGUUUGGUACAGGAGGCGGGUGUGUGCGUGGUACAGGAGGCGGGUGUGUGCUUGGUACAGGAGGCUGGUGUGUGCUUGGUACAGGAGGCGGGUGUGUGCUUGGUACAGGAGGCUGGUGUGUGCUUGGUACAGGAGGCGGGUGUGUGCUUGGUACAGGAGGCGGGUGUGUGCUUGGUACAGGAGGCGGGUGUGUGCUUGGUACAGGAGGCGGGUGUGUGCUUGGUACAGGAGGCGGGUGUGUGCUUGGUACAGGAGGCUGGUGUGUGCUUGGUACAGGAGGCGGGUGUGUGCUUGGUACAGGAGGCGGGUGUGUGCUUGGUACAGGAGGCGGGUGUGUGCUUGGUACAGGUGCUUGUGCCUGUACAGUGAUGUUCUACAACAAUGGUCAUAUGUUAUACAGUUAUGUUGUACAGCUGCUGAUGUUCUACAGCUGCUGUGAUGUUCUCUUAACAACUUUAAUGUAUUAUCCAGUAAUGUUCACACAUGUGCAAAAAUAUUCCUUGUGGGCAACAAGGCAGCCACGACCCUGAACUAUUCAACACAAGAUCAGUCAUAUAUGUACAUUCCCAAAUGUUCACACAGUCAUCCCUCUUCAUCACUUAAUAACAAAAAUAAAGAGAAAGUCCCGUGUGAUUCAACACGACGUGAUCGUCUUAAAUAUCUUGUAAACUUAAGUCGUAUCUAAGUAACUCGUCAUUGCAACUCAUUGCAAAAAUCACUGGGAUUGUUACGUAGAUGCUAAUUAGUUCUUUUAGUUGUUUCACAAACAUUAAAUUAACUGUGAUCUUUGUAUAAAAAUGACAAUAAAAAUGUCUUUUUCUAA
Messenger RNA from Procambarus clarkii (red swamp crayfish), 4567 nucleotides. RefSeq names its product zwei Ig domain protein zig-8. The record is from RefSeq and is a predicted model, not a curated record. Lineage: Eukaryota; Metazoa; Arthropoda; Malacostraca; Decapoda; Cambaridae. Gene Ontology annotation, cellular component: neuron projection membrane. Gene Ontology annotation, biological process: synapse organization.